CAUGCCGGGGAUGGACACACAUAGGAUAACAUGCCGGGGAUGGACACACAUAGGAUAACAUGCCGGGGAUGGACACGCAUAGGAGAACAUGCCGGGGAUGGACGCAUAGGAGAACAUGCUGGGGAUGGACACAUAGGAGAACAUGCCGGGGAUGGACACACAUAGGAUAACAUGCCGGGGAUGGACACACAUAGGAUAACAUGCCGGGGAUGGACACACAUAGGAUAACAUGCCGGGGAUGGACACACAUAGGAUAACAUGCCGGGGAUGGACACACAUGGGAGAACAUGCCGGGGAUGGACACAUAGGAGAACAU
Staurois parvus is the source of this 316-nucleotide messenger RNA. NCBI's taxonomy places the organism in Eukaryota, Metazoa, Chordata, Amphibia, Anura, Ranidae. The record is from the annotation of a GenBank genome assembly.